Molecule: messenger RNA, 1266 nt
Organism: Paramisgurnus dabryanus
Lineage: Eukaryota; Metazoa; Chordata; Actinopteri; Cypriniformes; Cobitidae
Source: RefSeq, a predicted model, not a curated record
CUUACUAUUUGUUUAAGACUUAAUAUUUUCCUGCCUGUUGGACAAUGGUAUGUUUGAGGCAAUAGCAUAAAUAAGUUUUUUGGGGUAUCAUCUGAGGUGUUUGUAAGGAUCUUACUGUCCUAGGAUGUAUGCAAUAUGUAUCCUCCCUUCCUCACACUGAUGUAACAAUGGGGACUUUGUUAAGGCUUGUGUCCCGCCCACUUUGGUCAUAAUGAGAUUUAGGUUCAAGGAAGAACCUUCACAGUGUCAUUUGAAUUGAGACCGAUUCUGUAUCAGAAACCGUACUCAAGUUUCUAUUGCAGUGAUGUUGGAUCAGGUGGUCUUAAUAGCAGCUGUUACGGUGCUGGGACUUUUGGAACAAGCAUAUUUCUCUCUUAUGGUGAUCUAUGCUCGGAGGAAAUAUUCAGUCUCUCCUCCAGCCACUGCAGGACCACCAGAGUUUGAGAGGGUCUUUAGAGCACAGGUGAACUGUUCAGAAUAUUUCCCCAUAUUUAUCUUCUCUCUUUGGUUGGCUGGAGUUUUCUUCAGUCAAGCUAUGGCUGUGUUCAUUGGGCUUCUGUAUCUUUACGGACGGUUCCUGUACUUCCACGGUUACGCAGAAUCAUCUGAGGGCAGAUUGGAGCCUCUGUACUUCUGUGCAAAGGUUCAGUGGGCGCUGAUAGCUUUAGCUGGACUGGGUAUCAUCUGCACCAUGACUGAAGUUUAUCUUGGACUGGACAUGUUUCACACCUUAAGUCAUGUUUUGGGUCUCAAUGAACACUCAUAGACCAAAUGUGUUGGAUGUCUGUUUUCUCAUUUUACUGUAACUGUUUGUGUGUUGUUAUAUUUAAAGAAGGAAAUGUUUAACUUAUUUUUAUUUUACUUUAAUAUACAUUUAUGCAGUUUUUAUCCAAAGCAACUUACAGUGCAUUACAAGGUAUAAAUUUAUAUCAAUAUGCCAUGCGUUUUCCCUGGGUUUGAACCCAUGGCCUUUUGUGCUGCUUAUGCUGUGAUCUACCACUGAGCUAUAAAGAGUUGGCAUAAGUGUCAAUGCCAUGGUCAUUAUGGGUUUGAUGGCGGGGAAUGCGGCCCAUGCCUCAAACAAAUACAAUUAUUUUGAGAUGUUUGUGAAAUCUGAUUGUCGGGUGCUUUGUACUUUUUCCUUUGAACACUAAGUGGUGCAAUAAUGCUUUGUGAAUUUUUGUUCAUCUAGAAAUAACUUGUAAAAGUCUCUAUGAAAAUGUGAAUUUGCUGUAUUUAUUUCUUAUGCAUUUCUCUCUAAAAAUU